Molecule: messenger RNA, 848 nt
Organism: Tuber aestivum (summer truffle)
Lineage: Eukaryota; Fungi; Ascomycota; Pezizomycetes; Pezizales; Tuberaceae
Source: the annotation of a GenBank genome assembly
CGGGGAUGGAGGGAGUCGGCAUUGGGUCAUCUAUCCGCGAGGGAAACAACAUCGCCCACGGUAGGGACGUGGUCACAGACAUAUGCCUUCUAAAAAAUGGCCUGAUAACCUACCACCAAACAUUCAAAUACUUGUACGGCUUGGACUGGAGAACCGCAUCGGAGCUGAUUGGUAAGCUGAUGAAUUGUUUCUAGUGUGCAAUAGUUUCUAACAGUAUUACGGGAGUACUGCUCUUAAGUUUUGUAGGUUCCACAAGCAGAGGUGUGCUACUCGCAAAUGCAUGACGUUUGUGAACACAACUGCUAUUGCAUACGGGCAAAAAAUUGGCCGGAGCCUCACGAUUUUGGUGGUAUGCAAUGGCAGUUGUGUUCACAAACGUCAUGCGUUUGCGAGUAGUAGCAGGGCAGCAUGCCUAGCUUGUGGAACCUACAAAAUUUAGGCGCUGUACCACCGUAUCCUACAGGCCAUCCCCACAUCGUUUCCAUAAUGAACCACCGUGCAACGAUCCUCCACGACCACCCUGGUUGGAACAGGCAAGAGGAGUUCGACGAGCUAAUUACCUGGACACGGACGGCCGACGACGACGACCUCGCCAAAUUCGCCACCGAUGAGACCGGUUGGAUGUGGGCCAAACGCAAAUUUUUUCUUGUGAUGGGAGGCAAGCCGUAAGAGUUGCGGAAGGGCUUUGUUUUAUUUUUUUGUUUUCUGGUGGGGUUGGUGGGACGCCCGCCGAACGCAAUUUUCUCCUUGUGAUGGGAGGCGGACCACAAGUGUUACGAAAGGGUUUUCUGUUUUCUGAUGGGCGUACUGUAAUAUUAUUAUCUUAAUCAACAGGGUUCUUGGAAUUG